Molecule: messenger RNA, 540 nt
Organism: Ascoidea rubescens DSM 1968
Lineage: Eukaryota; Fungi; Ascomycota; Saccharomycetes; Ascoideales; Ascoideaceae
Exons: 1
Coding region: 15-539 (174 amino acids)
Molecular function (GO): protein binding
Source: RefSeq, a predicted model, not a curated record
UCACCUCAUAUCCAAUGGCUUCUAUACUAAUUGACUUGUCCUCAAAUGAAGCAACACUUGAGAUCUCCAGAAAAUUUUUUGAGUACAUAAAAGAUCGUAAUAUUAGCCUCAAUCCUCGUAUGAUUCAAUCCAGGUUGAAAAGUGAAGUGCUGUAUGGUGAUAUGGAAACAGCUGAAGAAUGUUUCAAAGAAUUUGACAAAGUGAAAUCUCCCAUUGGCCCUUUUUCCUGGAAUUUGUUAUUAAGUGGUUUUAGAAACCAUGAUGACCCAGAAAAAGUCAAAGAAUAUUACCAAAAAUUUCUCGACUAUUCCAUAACCAAACCGGAUUCCUUCACUUACCUAUUUGUCUUUUCAGCGUAUCUAAAUCACCAUCAAAAAUACAGAAAAGAAAUCGAAGAGCUAAUUGAUGAAAUGUCGAAACCUUCAUUCAAAACUUUCAUUGGACAAAUGGUGGUGAAUCUCCAACGGUGCCAAAAACUAGGCUUUGAUGUGCCCGAUGCGUUAAUCGACAAAGCUUCUCAUUCCUCUCAGCGUAAAUGAG